AUGGAUGCCAUCGGACUGCCAGAAGCUGACGACUUCAAUAACGGCGAACUCAAGGACUACCAGUACUGCACAUCAACUAUUCGCCCAAACGAUCAAUCUCGCAGUAGUUCCGAGUCGUCGUACCUGAAAUCAACCAAAGCCACCACCCUCAAGGACUUUGACCAAAAGCUAGCAAAGCGAAUCCUGUUCGAUGAGCAGAAGAACGCGAUAGGGGUCGAGAUAGCCAGCCAGCUAGGCAUCCUGUCCAAGAUCAUGGCAUCAAACGAAGUCAUCGUUUCCGCUGGAGCCUUUCAGUCUCCACAAUUGCUGAUGGUCUCUGGCAUAGGACCUGCAGACGAAUUAGAACGCCAUGGAAUUGAUAUCAACACCGUGGUUGCCAUAGACGAAGCUAUGCUUCAGAAGUUGGCUGUGUCACCCAGGCAGCGUCUGCCGAUUGUGCCUCCAUCCCGCAAUCUAUUCAUCGUAUUUACUUCGUGCAGUACGGGGGCACCAAAGGGCACUGUUAUUUCCCACUCGAACUUCAGCAGCGCGAUCAAGUACCAGCAGACGGCGCUUGGGUUUACGAAAGAUGCUCGAGUGUAUGACUUUGUGUCCUAUGCGUUCGACAUUGCACGGGCGAAUCUCCUGCACUCAGCAACAGCCGGUGCCCGCCUCUGCAUUCCAUCGGAGAUAGAGAGGAAGAAUGAGGUGGUCGGAUCUAUAAUCUUGCCUCGCCUGGCGAGACUGGAGGCCAGCGUGAAAUCGCCAAACCCGUACCGGAACGAGCUUCUCACAGUAAGUUCCUUCUCGCUCAUCACUACCAUAGGAAAGUCGACAAUCUUCUUUCCCAGCCCAACCUGGACAUACGAGCCCCCUCGUCUGGCCAGUGCAAUGCCAGUUUGUAUACACGAUACCACCCCGGUUGCUUCAACGACGACAUCGACUCCCUCAGGGAGGUCGUGUUGA
This is a messenger RNA of Aspergillus puulaauensis, 945 nucleotides long. RefSeq lists its product as uncharacterized. Lineage: Eukaryota; Fungi; Ascomycota; Eurotiomycetes; Eurotiales; Aspergillaceae. The coding region runs from base 1 to 945 and encodes 314 amino acids. The transcript has a single exon. Gene Ontology annotation, molecular function: flavin adenine dinucleotide binding; oxidoreductase activity, acting on CH-OH group of donors. The record is from RefSeq and is a predicted model, not a curated record. Gene Ontology annotation, biological process: secondary metabolite biosynthetic process.